Sphaeramia orbicularis (orbiculate cardinalfish) is the source of this 2041-nucleotide messenger RNA. RefSeq names its product ras-related GTP binding D (gene rragd). The transcript is spliced from 7 exons. Gene Ontology annotation, biological process: positive regulation of TORC1 signaling; negative regulation of autophagy; cellular response to starvation. The record is from RefSeq and is a predicted model, not a curated record. NCBI's taxonomy places the organism in Eukaryota, Metazoa, Chordata, Actinopteri, Kurtiformes, Apogonidae. Gene Ontology annotation, molecular function: GTPase activity; GTP binding. Gene Ontology annotation, cellular component: nucleus; lysosome; Gtr1-Gtr2 GTPase complex. The coding region runs from base 83 to 1261 and encodes 392 amino acids.
CAAUGUGGGAAAGUUGGACACCACAAGCGGCUUGAAAACCAACCGGAGAAAAAGCCUCCAAGGAACGGGGAAGAAAGUCGGCAUGACGAGCGAGAAGGCUCCGGCGCUGAGCGGGGAGGACGAGGAGGACGCGGCUCUGGAGUUCUUUGACGACGAGGACGACCUGGAGGCGUUUUCUGACGCAGAGCUGGGCUGUGAGGACGGAGUGUUGGGCUUCAGUGAUUCUCUGAAUGGAGAAGUCAAACCCCGCAUCCUGCUGAUGGGUCUGAGAAGAAGUGGGAAGUCCUCCAUCCAGAAAGUGGUCUUCCACAAAAUGUCGCCCAACGAGACCCUGUUCCUGGAGAGCACCAACAAGAUCUGCAGGGAGGACGUCUCCAGCAGCUCCUUUGUCAGCUUCCAGAUCUGGGACUUCCCUGGACAAAUCGACUUCUUCGACCCAACGUUUGACUAUGAAAUGAUCUUCAGAGGAACCGGAGCGCUGAUCUUUGUCAUUGAUGCGCAGGAUGACUAUGUGGAGGCUUUGAGCAGACUGCACCUGACGGUCACCAGAGCCUACAAAGUGAACCCUGACAUCAGCUUUGAGGUGUUCAUUCACAAAGUGGACGGUCUGUCAGACGACCACAAGAUUGAGAAGCAGAGGGACAUCCACAAACGGGCCAACGACGACCUGGCAGACGCAGGCCUGGAACGAAUACACCUGAGCUUCUAUUUGACCAGUAUAUACGACCACUCCAUAUUUGAGGCCUUCAGCAAAGUGGUCCAGAAGCUCAUCCCACAGCUGCCCACUCUGGAAAACCUACUCAACAUCUUCAUAUCUAAUUCAGGAAUUGAGAAGGCCUUCCUGUUCGACGUGGUCAGCAAGAUUUACAUCGCCACAGACAGCAGCCCAGUGGACAUGCAGACUUAUGAGCUGUGCUGUGAUAUGAUCGAUGUGGUCAUUGACAUCUCCUGCAUCUACGGUCUGGCUGACAGUGAAGCCGGUUUACCCUAUGACAAGGAGUCGAUGGCCAUUAUCCACCUGAACAACACCACAGUCAUGUACCUGAAGGAGGUGACAAAAUUCCUCGCCAUGGUCUGCUUCCUCCGCAAGGACAGCUUUGAGAGAAAAGGACUGAUUGACUACAACUUUCACUGCUUCAAGAAAGCCAUCCAAGAGGUUUUCGAUGUUCGACUGAAGGUUCAACAGAAUCGCAAACUCCUCAGCCAGAGGAGGUGGAGCAAACUGACAAUGACCAACGGUGUGAUCGGUAACCCCCACUGACCACAGAUAACACCUUGGUGGUCGGUGCGGAAGUACCCGAACUGCAGCAAACGCCUCCUGUGAUGAUUUCAAGAGUAUGUCCAGUGUUUCAGCUUCCAGAGUUUCUCACCGCAGUGCUUUAUACUACUGUGGAACACACGUAGCAUUGUGUUAAUUAGAAGGCUCUUCCAUCCAGAUCCACUGAACGCAGGCGACCACAGUGCACCUCCCCAAAAUGGUAAAAUGAUGAUGAAGUCACCUUCUACAGCCUAAUUACACUUAUUUCACGUCACACGUUGACAUCACAAUUCUGCAUAAAAAGUGCACUAACUCUGGACUGGGUGACAAAGUUAAGUGUUGAUGAAAUGGUUACUAUGAGCUGCAGGUCAAUGAGUGAACAGGUUCAGUGUGUUUGCCUCACUCUAAUAAUGGCGCCCACUGAAACUCCAAAAUGCUGCAAAGUCAGUGUUUUAUUUUGUUCUUUUUGGCCUUUUUUAGUUAAAACGAUAUUAGCUCUGGUCCACAGUUAGACAACAAGUACUGACCUUCUUGGAUGAUGAUUUCCCACAAGAUUUUACCCCCCAAAAAAAAGUCAAAAUGUAAACAAAUGUCUACAAAAUCAUGUCAGUGAAUUAAAGGAUACCUGUAGUGUAUUUUCAUUGCUAGCUAGUUCAAAAAAGUCACGUAAAACACUAGUAGUAUUAUGUUUGCGCAGUCCCAACAAAGGAACUAACAUUAUGUUAAAAAAGAGUGUUAAAUAAUAAUAAAUAAAAUAUAAACAAAAAAACAAACAAAAAUGAA